AUGGGAGGAGCAUCUGAACUGGACCUCAACUCCUCUGCUUGGCUCCGCCCCUGCAUUAACGCCUCCUGUCAGCCUCCAAUCAGAGCAGCGUGUCCUUACAGCACUGCCCAGCUGAUCUUCGUCAUCAUGGUAACCGCCUCCCUCAGCAUCAUCACCGUGCUGGGCAACACGCUGGUCAUCCUGUCCAUCAAAGUGAACCGCCACCUGCGCACCAUCAACAACUACUUCCUGUUGAGCCUGGCGGCGGCUGACCUGCUUGUGGGCCUUCUGUCCAUGAACCUGUACACGCUGUACCUGCUGGGGGGCCGCUGGCCCCUGGGGGCCACACUGUGUGACAUGUGGCUGGUCCUGGACCAUGUGGUGAGCAGCGCCUCCAUCAUGAACCUGCUCCUCAUCAGUCUGGACCGCUUUUUUUGCAUGACGCGGCCACUCAGCUACCCGGCGCGGCGGACGGGAGGGAUGGCAGGGCUGAUGAUUGGGGGGGCGUGGCUGCUGUCCCUUGUCCUCUGGGCCCCCGCCAUCAUCACCUGGCAGAGUGCCGGGGGCAGACGGGUCGUCCCUGAAGGAGAGUGUUACACCCAGCUGCUGGUCAGUCCUGCCGUCACUCUGGCGACGACGCUUCCCUCCUUCUACCUGCCGGCGGUCAUCAUGGUCGUCCUGUACGGCCGCCUGUCCGCCGCCAGCCGCAGCCGCCUGAGCGCGUUGCGGUCUGAGCGGGGGAUGCUCAGGACGUCCAGUCCCUCCGUUAAAGACUUCCUGCUGAGGCGACGCAGCUGGGUGGCCAGUGACCCCGCCUCAGACCUGUCUCUGAACCAAUCAGAGUCCAGCACCUCAAGGACCAGAAAGAACCGGAGAGCGUCCAGAAGUCCUGGAGACGCGUCAGACGUCUGUCCGUCUCCUCAGCCGUGUCUCACUCAGACCGCCGCCUGCCGCAUCACAGAAGAAGACUACAACAAGAUGGAGAACGAGUCCUCGUCCACCGCCGACCUCCACAGGAUGGCCUCGGCGGCGCUCUCCUGUCCCAGCUUCAGGUUGGAGGACAGGAGGAGACGGCGAGUGAUGGCGAGGGAGAGGAGGGUCACCAAGACCAUCCUGGCCAUCCUGCUGGCCUUCAUCCUCACCUGGACGCCCUACAACAUCAUGGCAGUGGUCGCGGCUUUCUGUCACGUGUGUGUCCCACAGAGUCUGUGGACCACAGGUUACUGGCUCUGCUACGUCAACAGCACCAUCAACCCCGCCUGCUACGCCCUGUGCAGCGUCACCUUCAGGAAAACCUUCUGCCGCCUGCUGCGCUGCUGCCGGUGA
Messenger RNA from Seriola dumerili (greater amberjack), 1305 nucleotides. RefSeq names its product cholinergic receptor muscarinic 4 (gene chrm4). Gene Ontology annotation, biological process: adenylate cyclase-activating adrenergic receptor signaling pathway. NCBI's taxonomy places the organism in Eukaryota, Metazoa, Chordata, Actinopteri, Carangiformes, Carangidae. Gene Ontology annotation, molecular function: G protein-coupled acetylcholine receptor activity. Gene Ontology annotation, cellular component: plasma membrane. Bases 1 to 1305 code for a protein of 434 amino acids. The record is from RefSeq and is a predicted model, not a curated record. The transcript has a single exon.